GCGUGGAAGAAGACGACGACAACGAGAAGGCGCAAUCGCGGUGAAAGAGGCCGUAGUACAGUAGCGUCUAUCGAAGAAGAGAGCGGCAGCAGCAGCAGCCUAGUGGCCCGCCAUGUCGUCGGCGACAUCGAGCGAGACGUACCUGCACUCGCACAGCAUCACGCACACGUGGACGGUGCACAACUGCGGUAAGCUGAGGCUGCGCAACAAGGUCUCACUCUGCAGCUCACCCUUCCCGGCCCAGUGGGACGAGCCACGCUUCCAGAUAUGGCUCACCACGGACGUCGACUACUACGGCUACGAGACAGCAUCGUGCUUCAUCGAGACCAAGAGCACACUACAGGGCUCGUACUCUCUGGCACUGAGGGAUCCCACGGGACGGGACAUCGCGCAAGUCACCUGCAACACCAAGACGGCGGCGCGCAUCACCUGCGAGAAAAAGUGCCUGGUGGGGUUGACCUUGAACGGCAGCUCGGCCAGCAAUGCCUCGGUCGCGUCCGCUGCCUGCGCCGGUGACGACAACGACCGCUACGCACUCGUCGUCCUCUUCAGGUUCGAGUACAUGACGGACCGCAACGGGGGCCAGGACGAGUGCCCGGGCAGCCCGCUGCUGGGCCAGCUGCCCGGUCUGCUGGAGAGUUCCAGUUUCGGCGACGUCGAGAUACGCGUCGGCCAGAAAAAACUGCGCGCCCACGGAGACCUGCUGGGCCGGCUGUCGCCCGUGUUCGCUGCCAUGCUCACCAGCGGCACCACCGAGGCCGUCAACCGCGUCGUGGUCAUUGAGGACCUGUCCUACGACGCCGUCCGACAGCUGCUCGAGUUCCUCUACGCCGGCACGCUCAGCGGAAUUAGCCAGGGCGCGGUGGAUCUGUACGUGGCGGCCGACAAGUACGGCGUGGCGUCGGUGAAGGCCGCGUGCGCCCGCCAGCUGUCCAACGCGCUGGCGCCGGACAACGCGGUGCGCGUCUUCGAGCUGGCCGUGCGACAUAGCGACAAGGAGCUAUGUCGGGACGCGGCGCGCUUCAUCGACGCCCACCUUCCGGAGGUGCAGGCGUCCGACGCGUGGGACGCGCUGCUGCGAGACGACCUGAUGGCGCUGGCCCUCUUCAAGUCCGCGUCCCGAUACCAGCCAAGGCAGGGACAGGGCGUCUCUUCCGCCUCAAGCUCCACCACGGCCGUCUGACGAGACCGUAGCUGCUGCUGCCGCCGCCGCCACUGGAGCUCUUUGAGGACAGAAUAAAUGUGUGCCUCGU
Dermacentor andersoni is the source of this 1253-nucleotide messenger RNA. RefSeq lists its product as uncharacterized. The record is from RefSeq and is a predicted model, not a curated record. Lineage: Eukaryota; Metazoa; Arthropoda; Arachnida; Ixodida; Ixodidae. Gene Ontology annotation, molecular function: protein binding.